This is a messenger RNA of Aspergillus heteromorphus CBS 117.55, 1558 nucleotides long. Its product is annotated as DnaJ domain protein. The transcript has 3 exons. Bases 194 to 1243 code for a protein of 349 amino acids. The record is from RefSeq and is a predicted model, not a curated record. Lineage: Eukaryota; Fungi; Ascomycota; Eurotiomycetes; Eurotiales; Aspergillaceae.
AGUGAGUAAGCAGCACAAGCACACACCAUAAGCCCAGACCAACAGCCAUCUCCGAGAAACGGCGGAUUUCUCCUGCCAACCCAUCCAUCAGCCAUCGCACUACUCCUUCAGUCGUACAGACAGACCACCACAUUUCGAUCUCUCCUCAAUUGCCCCAAACAUAGAUGUGAUUCCCCCAUCUAUACCACGAGAAAUGUCUCUCCCUCGUCUGCGGACUACCGCCAACACCGCUCGCCUCCGACGCAGCACCCACCACUACCACUACCACCACCCCUACACCACAUCAUCGACACCGACAGCCUCACCACGCCUCCCAAUCCAUACCUACACCUGCAGCUACACCCAGCCCCCCAGACCCAACAACAACCACCGUCCCUACACCCAUCCCCAUCCCCAUCUCCACACCCUCACCCAACGAACCGCCUUCUCAACAACCUCCACCCCGCGCGCCUCCGCCCGGGGAGAACCAACUUACUACGAGAUCCUCGACGUGCCGCCCAGCGCCUCCCAAUCCGAGAUUAAAAAACAAUUCUACGCCCUAUCCCUAAAACACCACCCGGACCGCAACCGCAACGACCCGAGCGCCUCCACGCGCUUCGCCCGAAUCUCCUCCGCAUACAACAUCCUCAGCAACGCCACGAAACGCUCAAUCUACGACCACGACCACAACAUCCGCGCGCACGGAUCCUCCACGCACAGCACCGCCAAUCCCGGCCAGCACCCCAUGGGGAGCUACAGCAGCGCGAGCGCCAACCUGCAUACCCAGGGGGCGUCGUAUGCGGGGUCGCGACCCGCGAGCGGCUUGAGUAAACGGCGGGGCACGUUUAAGGGGCCCCCACCGAGUUUUUAUGCGCAUGGCGGGUAUGGGAGUACGGGGCGGAGACAGCCGGGCGCGACUGCUGGUGGGGGUGCUGCUGCAGGGGGAGAGGGAGGAAGGGCGAAGAAGGUGAAUCAGGAGGAGGAUCCGACGGCGUUUAUUGAGCGGAAUAAUGUGUGGCAUUUUAAUGCGAAGGGGCAUUAUAGGACGCAGACGAGGGAGGAUGAGCGGCGGUAUGAGAGGAGGUCCAGGGCCAUGGGCUCGUCGAUUAACGAGCAGUAUAUUGGGACGUCGGUGUCUUAUGUGUUGCGGGUUGUGGUGGUCUGUGGGAUUCUGUUGGGUGCUGGGGCUUUGACGGGGAUGGCUCAGAAUGAUCUGGGGAGUGGGAAGAAAGUGAGUGCGUCGACUCGGCGGAAGGAGAGUUGAUCGAUCACGGGUGUAUAGAUUCUUGAGAUGUGUUUGCGUCUAGGUAGCUGGCCGUUUGGUAUAUAUAGAUAGAUGUUUCGUUUCGCAUGGUUUCGAAGGGUGGGUUCAGCGUGCAUCCGGCAAUGCCUCUAUACCCGCGAUUCUGCUUGGAGUCCACAGUACAUACAAUAGACUGGCUUGAUCUAACAGGGAAAUGUAGGCUUGAUUGAUAUACACUAUCGUUGGUGGGUGUGAUACAUGAUUAUUAACUAGACAUCCAUAUAACAACCCCGCGCCCACUCCCAACUCCCAUCCCGUAUAUGCCAGCAGGUCGCU